Girardinichthys multiradiatus is the source of this 975-nucleotide messenger RNA. Its product is annotated as trace amine-associated receptor 1-like. Gene Ontology annotation, biological process: G protein-coupled receptor signaling pathway. The coding region runs from base 1 to 975 and encodes 324 amino acids. The transcript has a single exon. Gene Ontology annotation, cellular component: membrane. Lineage: Eukaryota; Metazoa; Chordata; Actinopteri; Cyprinodontiformes; Goodeidae. The record is from RefSeq and is a predicted model, not a curated record. Gene Ontology annotation, molecular function: trace-amine receptor activity.
AUGGAAGUAGAAUCUGGAUUUGAUGUCAGUUAUCAUUUUCAUCCUUGUUAUGAAAGUAGCAAUGUCUCUAAAACACUGAGAAGGACUUCUUCUACAAUGUGUACUUUAUUCUACAUUUUUCUUGGCUUACUGUCUGUUAUUACAAUGUGUGGAAAUCUCCUUGUAAUAAUCUCCAUCAUUUACUUUAAGCAGCUCCACACACCAUCUAACUACCUGAUCAUCUCUCUGGCUGUGACUGACCUACUUGUGGGGAUUGUAGUAUUUCCUCUGAGCAUGUCUUUUUCUCUCAGCUCCUGUCUGUAUUACAGAGACUUAAUCUGCAAAAUACGAGACAGCCUCGAUGUCAUACUGAGCUCGACCUCUAUUUCAAAUUUGUGCUGUAUUUCUGUAGACAGAUACUAUGCAGUGUGCCACCCACUGACAUAUAGAUCUAAGAUAAAUACUGGCAUUGUCCUGGUUAUGAUCCUUAUGAGCUGGGGAGUUUCUGUACUUGUUGCGAUUGGUUUUAUUGUAGCCGAAAUAAAUCAAGAAAAAUGUAAAGAAAACUGUUUUUCUGAUGCUGUACUUGAAAAGGUUUUGGCCCCUGUUUUAUCAUUUUAUCUCCCAGUGAUCGUAAUGCUGUAUAUCUACCUAAGGAUAUUCCUUGUUGCACAAAGACAGGCUCGCAGCAUCCAGGACACAGCAACGUCUGCAGUAAACAUCAAUAACGUGGAGAGGAAAGCAACUAAAACUCUGGCUAUUGUUAUGGGAGUUUUUCUAAUGUGUUGGCUGCCUUUCUUUCUUUGUUUUUCCUUUCAGCUAUUAGGUGGAGUUUCAGUGUCAGUGUAUGAAACCCUUAACUGGCUUGCCUUGUCCAAUUCAAUGCUCAAUCCAUUUAUAUAUGCUUUCUUUUACAGCUGGUUUAGGUCAGCAUUCAAAAUGAUCAUUUCUGGAAAAAUAUUUCAAGGGAACUUUCCUAACACUAAGCUCCUUUGA